UAGUAUUUGGAAAGAAUCGGCAACACUGAAAAUGAGUCAGUGUCUACCUGUAAGUGCGAAGAUGUCGAAGGCAAAGAAGGUAUUGGAUGAAGCCCGGGAAACGCAAAACCGGGAGUUGGACUUGGUGGACAAGGGCCUGACCUCCUUCGAGGAGCUGCCUGGAUUGUUUAGCAUGUCCAACAUCACGCGUCUUACUCUUUCUCACAACAAAAUUAGUGUGAUUAGUCCGGGAAUCGCCAAUCUGCUGAAUUUGGAAAUUCUGAAUCUCUCGAAUAAUCAACUGACCGAACUGCCUGUCUCGUUGUCUUCCAUGCCCAAGCUACGCAUCCUGAAUGUGUCCAUCAAUCGGCUAAUUAACCUGCCGAGAGGUUUUGGCGCUUUCCCCGUACUGGAGGUCCUUGAUCUGUCCUACAACAAUCUGAAUGAACAGGUUUUGCCUGGCAACUUCUUUGGCAUGGAGACACUGCGUGCCUUAUAUUUGGGCGACAACGAUUUUGAGUACAUACCGAAGGAGGUUGGUCAAUUGAAAAACCUUCAGAUCCUGGGAUUGCGCGACAACGAUCUCCUGGAGCUGCCCCGUGAAGUUGGAGACCUGGUGCGACUGAGGGAGCUGCACAUUCAGAACAAUAGGUUGCAGGUCUUGCCUCCGGAAAUCUCCCAGCUGGAUCUGCUAAGCAACAAAUCAGUGAUGAAGAUGGAGGAGAAUCCCUGGGUUAAUCCCAUUGCCGAGCAAUAUCUUCUGGGCAUAAGCCAUGUUAUCGACUAUCUCAAAACCGAGACAUACAAAAUCAUCUACAACCGGCACAUGCAGGCUGGACGCAGCGGACCACCACCACCCAAGGCCGACAAGAGCAAGAAGGCCUCUCGGAUACGUGCUUAAUUGGAGAAGACUCAUUUGCCAUUGAUAGAGUCUUCUAUGAACCUGUGUUCGUCUUGUUCGUUUUUAACCAAACUGUUUUUGUAUACUAAUUUGUAAGUAUUUGUAAACUAAUAGGAAUUUUUACAAAGUGCCUUAAACUUUUAAUCGUCAACUAAAUAAAUAAAUUUAAA
Molecule: messenger RNA, 1050 nt
Organism: Drosophila serrata
Lineage: Eukaryota; Metazoa; Arthropoda; Insecta; Diptera; Drosophilidae
Gene: ics
Product: ras suppressor protein 1
Cellular component (GO): cytoplasm
Molecular function (GO): protein binding
Source: RefSeq, a predicted model, not a curated record